Molecule: messenger RNA, 804 nt
Organism: Capra hircus (goat)
Lineage: Eukaryota; Metazoa; Chordata; Mammalia; Artiodactyla; Bovidae
Gene: S100A3
Product: S100 calcium binding protein A3
Exons: 3
Coding region: 108-407 (99 amino acids)
Cellular component (GO): cytoplasm
Molecular function (GO): calcium ion binding; transition metal ion binding
Source: RefSeq, a predicted model, not a curated record
CCUACUUGGGUCUCCCCAUAAUUACUCCCUUCCUUCAUCGGGAGGCUACAAAUAGGGAUGUCCUGUCUCUGGGUUCCUCCACUUGAAACUCCAGCAUCAGUGUCAAUAUGGCCAGUCUUCUGGAGCAGGCGUUGGCUACUCUCGUGAACACCUUUCAGGAAUAUUCACAGUUCUCUGGAAACUCCCUCUGCCAGGCGAAGUUCAAGGAACUCCUGGAGAAGGAGCUGCCUACCUGGGCCCCGACGACGCUCCGGGAGUGUGACUACAAGCAGUUCAUCAGUGCCCUGGACACCGACAAGGAUGGCCAGGUGGAUUUUGUGGAGUACAUGCGCCUGCUCGCCUGCCUCUGCAUCUGCUGCCAUGAGUACUUGAAGGACAGCCCCCUGAAGCCCUCCUGCUCCCAGUAACGCGCAGGGCUGCUGUCAGAGGGCAGAGGAGGACAGCCCCCUGAAGCCCUCCUGCUCCCAGUCGGGCAAGGCUGCUGUCAGAGGGCGGAGGUUGGGGUCCUCUCGACCGCUCUGACUCUGCCCCAAGGUCAUUCUGGGCACGUCAGCUCUCCCCUUCCCAGCCCCCCAGGCUCCUCCUUCUAGAAUCUCCCAGGUUUGCCCCUGGUGUGUCAACCCAUGGGUCCAGGAGACACGAGGGGACCAUCCCCAGAAUCACAGCUAGUGAUCUAGCCAGCCGCUGCCUCCCCCCACCAGCUACAGCGGUGGUGGCUAUCAAGGCCCAGAAGAGCAUGUCUGGGAGAGAGAUUGUGGCGGCAAAGGCCUCUUUUGUUCCUAAUAAAGAACUGGCAUCACUUGG